AUUUACUUCAUGAACAGAUAAUACUUGGUAAAUAAUCGAAAAAAAUUCUAAUGUUAAAUCAAAACACGAUUUUGGAAAAACAAAUUUUUGCACAAGAAAAUGUUAAGAUGGUUAAAUCCCUUGAGGGGAUUAGCAUUUGGAGAUGAUGGUAGCGUAUCAACAAAUUCCCGAAUAACUGAUGAUCCAUUAGCUGCUUUGAAUACAACAUUACAUGGUCGAAGAAACAGUUCGAACGAUAUUUAUGCUGUAUCAAGGUCAGUGCUGCUUCCAAGGGUUGCACUUUCUUCUGUGGGACUAAACCCAUUAUACUUGGAUGAAACGGGCGGUACAUGUUUGGAGUGUCCAAAAUAUGAGGCAGAUAAACCGACCAUAACUUCAGGACGCAAUAAUCUACAACAUCAUCAUCGGCGUGGCUCCGAAUCACCUCCAUCUGCUGGAAAAUCAUCUGGCUAUGUCAGCCAACUGAAUUCACGUUCAGAUAGUAGUCACAGUGAUGUUGAUCCAAUUUAUAGUCGUCCAACGGAUAUCGAAAAAUUGGAAGACUAUCCGACACGAUCGAAUUCGAAAUCACCGAUUGAUCCACGACAAAAAUCCAAAUACUUAGGAUCAGUGAGCUCAUCUACUGGAUUUAUAUUGACAACGAUACCAGAAGGUAAAGUGGAUUUUUCUAUACCGCGUCCAGUAUGGCCUGGAGUACGCGGUAAUAACAGUAGUGACUCAGACGAUUCGUUAAAUAUUUAUUCUAGUUUAAACAAUUAUGUAACACAAUUACAAUCGCAUAGUGUGAACGCGAAUCAUAGUGAUACGCGUCGAGCAUGCGCACGAGAUUUACUCAGGGAAUUAUCGAAAACUUUAACUGAAGUGGUGGAAGGAAAAAAUGAACAAAGACCCGAAGAUGUGUUGAAAGGUUUAAAUACAAAAAUAUCUCAAACUUUAGAAGUGCUACAAACCGAAAACGACAUACGAAAUUUAUCACAUAUUAUCAGCAGCGGCGAUAAAUUACGUACCGUAUCGCGAGCAUUAUCACAUAAUUCCAGUGAUAGUCCUUUAUCCGAUUGGGAUCGUAUUAUUCGCGAGGAAGAAGUUUAUCAUGAACCAUCAGGAGUGUCGUCAGCAAGUAGUGGUUUCAGUGAUGUGUCACAAAUUUUCAAAAAUAAAAAUCUUGACGCGUCCUCACCACAAAAUCCACCACCUGUGUUUGUGCAUAAAAACUUAUCGAGUAUAUCGAAUGGGGUACGUAACGCAAUGAUUUAUGGUACACUGUGUAGAGGUGCUCAAAGGAUUGAUACGAAAUUUAAAUUAAUUGAUAAUUGUGAUGGUGCCGGGUUACGAAGUGUUCGGGAAAUAUCACAUAGUGAUAAACCAAGUGUUUGGGAACAUUAUUAUGGUGCUGGUUUUACAAACGGUGAUUUUAAAUUAUUAGCGAAGCCAACUGAUACGCCUGCCUUUCCUGCCGGUCGACCAGAAGCUGAUUUUACACUAGAUGUUCCACGUGCGGAAUUAUUAAUGCGACGCAUGAAAGCCGAUAAACGUUGGCGUUGUAAAUGUCGAAUAAUAACAUCGUUAUUAGGAUUAAUAUUUUUUCUAUUAACUGUAAUGGCAGUUAGUUUAAUGUUAACAAAUGGUAAAAAAAUGUUUGGUUCAAUGUUCUGACACACAACAUUCUGACCAAUUAUAAUUAGUUGACAAAAAAACACAUUUUUUGUGUUUUUGCCGAAUUUUAUAAUAUUUAGUGUGCCAUAUACAUUAUUUUAACUAUAGGCACUUCCAAAUUGAUCAAAUUAUUCAAAAAAUUUUAACUCACACAAAUAUGUUUGAUCUCGCGGACUUUCAAUUUUAUUUCAAUUC
Messenger RNA from Chrysoperla carnea, 1848 nucleotides. RefSeq lists its product as uncharacterized. Lineage: Eukaryota; Metazoa; Arthropoda; Insecta; Neuroptera; Chrysopidae. The coding region runs from base 100 to 1653 and encodes 517 amino acids. The record is from RefSeq and is a predicted model, not a curated record. The transcript is spliced from 4 exons.